Molecule: messenger RNA, 1322 nt
Organism: Dendrobium catenatum
Lineage: Eukaryota; Viridiplantae; Streptophyta; Magnoliopsida; Asparagales; Orchidaceae
Product: very-long-chain (3R)-3-hydroxyacyl-CoA dehydratase PASTICCINO 2A-like
Exons: 9
Coding region: 203-868 (221 amino acids)
Biological process (GO): fatty acid elongation; very long-chain fatty acid biosynthetic process; sphingolipid biosynthetic process
Cellular component (GO): endoplasmic reticulum membrane
Molecular function (GO): 3-hydroxyacyl-CoA dehydratase activity
Source: RefSeq, a predicted model, not a curated record
GAAGCACAAUGCAAUUAAAGCUGCAACCUUUUAGUUGGGGAAUGGUGAUCUACUCCCGUCAUCAACCUCUUUACUCCUCUUCCAUGUGCGCAAAGCCUAUCAAUGACUCCCACUGUAUAAAACUCCAAUAGAUUAUGAUCUUUCCCCGCUAACUGCAUCAAGCUCUUCUCCGCCUCUGCUCCGCCGGCUUCUACCAUCUCCGAUGGGCAGCUUCCUCGCCGGCGUCCGCCGUCUGUACCUGUCCGCCUACAACUGGGCAGUCUUUGUCGGAUGGUUCCAGGUUUUCUACUUAGCUUUAAAGACGCUCAAGGAAUCCGGGCACGAGCGGGUGUAUUAUGCCGUUGAGAGGCCUCUUCUACUCGCGCAGAGCGCCGCUGUUUUGGAGAUAUUGCAUGGUCUUCUAGGCCUAGUGAGAUCUCCAGUUUCGGCCACCCUACCACAGAUUGCUUCAAGGUUGUAUGUUACUUGGGGCAUCUUGUGGAGUUUUCCAGAGACCAGGACACAUUUUCUUGUUAGCUCUCUGGUUAUUAGCUGGUCCAUAACAGAGAUAAUUAGGUACUCUUUCUUUGGUAUGAAGGAAGCUAUUGGUGCUUCAUCUUCUUGGCACUUAUGGCUAAGGUACAGCACUUUUUUGAUAUUGUAUCCCACAGGGAUAAGUAGUGAGGUGGGCCUAAUUUAUAUAGCCUUGCCAUACAUAAAGGCAUCUGAGAAGUACUGCAUAAGAAUGCCCAAUAAGUGGAACUUCUCUUUUGACUACUUCUAUGCAGCUAUUCUGGUUCUUGGCAUUUAUGUUCCAGGCAGCCCCCAUCUGUAUACUUACAUGCUCGGCCAGCGCAAGAAGGCUCUUUCCAAGGCGAAGAAGGCAUAAUAUUCAGCUCCGACUGAAUACAAAUUGGUCCUUUUGAUCCAUGUAGCUCGAAUGUUCUCUCUUUCUUGGUUGUCUAUGUUAAGCUUUGUCGCUGUAAGGCUGUUUUUUCAGGUGGAUUUAUAGAUUUCUGCAUGUUGAUAUGCUGCUUGUGGUAUUCAGGUUGAUCACCGUUUGGGCAAACUAGCUGAGGAACUAUGUUGGAAUUGAAUAAGUAUGAAUGGAACCGGUCGCCCUAACCUCGGUUGGGAGCUUAGUUUGAUAUGGAGGUCUGACUUUUCCGGCGGGUAAUUUGGCCGGAAAUAACAGGAAUUCUUGUAGUGAAAAUAGCUUUCUAAUAUAAUUUUUUUUUGAAAUCUAUGAAAUUGUAACGGCGAAAAGGUGUAUAAAAUGAAGUCUUAGAAAUACAUACUUGAAUUGGUGAGACAUAUUUUGAAAAUAAAAUUGAGAAUCUAAA